Molecule: messenger RNA, 2328 nt
Organism: Aspergillus clavatus NRRL 1
Lineage: Eukaryota; Fungi; Ascomycota; Eurotiomycetes; Eurotiales; Aspergillaceae
Exons: 1
Coding region: 1-2328 (775 amino acids)
Source: RefSeq, a predicted model, not a curated record
AUGAGUUCUAGGCCUAGCCACGCAAAUCAGUCUGCAUCUAGGGACUCAUCAAUUCAGCCUAGCGCUCGAGGAUCUUCCACUGAACGGGACCAGGCACUCGACCAAUUACAAAGAUCCCCCGAUGCCAAUGAAAAGAAUCAUCAAUCUGAGAGUUACGACCAGGUUUCCGCGCCGAAAAAAGAAAAACGAGUCACGCGACGUCUGGAAGCAGAAAGACUUGAACUUGAGAAACGUCUCCUUAAGCUCGAACAGGCUCAACUUUCUAGGGACCAUACCUCAUCCAAAAGAGAGUCGCGUCGCCUCACCAAGAAGCAGCCAAUCGAAAGUUCCAGCAGGGGUUCCAGUGUAAGUGCAGAUGAGUCCAGGUCAUCCUCUAGGCGCUUCUCCGCCUUUUUCUCGAGUUCGAGGCGUACUUCAAGAUCUCGAACAAGCGUGGCAACUGAAAAGGAGGAUGAUCAUCUGACAACCAAUGCAUUUGGUACUAAGGAGACGCCGACAGACAACGCACCGACUCCACGAGUGGGUAACCCGCCUCUAUUCACGAGUUUGCCUGAGCGUUUCAGUGCAGUAGUGUCUAAAGGACUAGCUGUGGAAAGUGAUACUUUGUUGCAAAGCUUUACCCCACCGAUGCAAUCGCAGUCGCCAGUACCUGCAGUUGCGAGCCCGGAAGAUGAUGCCGGAAAGGCGGAUGAGCGGCCGCAGAGAGACGGCGAGGGGAGAAGCGUUCCACGGACGUUGAAGCUUAAUGCUGGCCAAUCUGCUCAAGCAGGACAGAGAAUCAACACUCAAGAAAGGUUAUCAUACACUCAGAAGCCACCUACGUCGUCUGAUAUGGACCGCGAUUCGUUUGCAGCAACUUUGAACCUUGCACAAAGAAGCCGAGAAAGCAAUCAAACCCACCACAGGUCUCUAAACCCGGCCCUGAAUUCAACUUUCGCCCAAAAGGACGCGGCACAAUCUGAGAAUCAUCAUCAGCUCCGAGCUCUCGAGUCCUCAAAGUCUCGCGUGGUUUCGGACAAGGCGAACGGCGCAAUGAUCACCUCAGGCAGCUCAUCAGCCAAGGCUCCAGCCAGUAAUGCCUCACAAAAAUUGCCAAGAAUGACGAAGCCAUCUCCUCUUGCAAUCGGUAACUCAAUAGGUAGUACCAGUUCCGAAUCAGUCAAUGGGAAUAACAGGACUUCACCUGUGCGCAACUCGAUCAAAUCAAAUGGCGCACGGCGGGUUCCUACUUCCCCACUGGUGACUGUUUCAAUGAGGAUACCUCCCACCGAUGAAUCUCUGCAAGUCCCGCAGCCUUCGGUCUCAAAGAAAAUCGAAGGAAUGCCCGCUCCUCAUGCUCCUACAGAGCGAACUUCCUGGUCAUUACAUGGCGCGACAUCGUCUGUAUUGGGCCAACCGAAACCCUUCCCCAGUGACGCUCCACGACACUGGCAAAGCAAUCGCUGGAGUAGGCAUCCGGAGCCAAUUGCUGACUCUGUUCAGGAACCGCAACCGUCAACUACACUGGGAAAAAAAGGAUUUUAUGCUCCAUCGAAUUAUGGGCAUGAUAGUAAAUCAGAUGUGUCACUUGCCAAUCAAGGAGAAGAUAGAGAUACCAGUGUUCUUCAGUCAGUGAAGAUUGGUCGAGAGGACGGGAACCUACCAGAGCACAGUCCUCGAAGAAAAGCCGACUCUGAAGAUACGGCCCCAGCGAGCAGCUCGUCUUCACGGACCUCGUCCCCAGAGCCUUGUUCGGAAGACUAUAACACUGCUGAUGAAGCGGGGUCUAUUAAAUCCGUGCUCAAAAGAGGGGGUGAUCGUUCAGAUCAUCAACCUUCAAGCGCACCUGACACUUGUUCUAUGCAUGAUGAUCCUCGUAUACGUCGUUUCACUCACGUGGAAGAGUAUCCAGUUACCACGGUCUCUCGAGUUGAGGAUUCUCAGCCGGACAGGCUAGCGAGAAAGUUGGGAGGUGCUGAAACGAGUCAACCGGUCAUGAAGAACUUUGCGAUUUGCUGUGCCUGCAAAUCCUGGCAUGAAAUGCCAGCGAAAGUGUACUCCAAAGUCUCUAGCACUGAAGCCCUUCCGGUGCUAAUCAAGUAUGGUUCAUCUGCUAACAAAAAUGGUCAAAAGAAGAGCUCCAGGUUGACUCGUUCCACCACGAGCGUGUCUCGCUCCACAUGGCCGAGAAAGUUGUCCACUAGCAAGAGAUCCCCAGGAGAGCCACAGAAACCCCAGCUUACUGCCGGUUCAUUUGCACAAUGCUGCUGGUGUACCCACCACAUGAACCGACAGUGCUGUGAAGGAUGGACUGCAAGUGUACAAAUGCAUGAAAGACAUCGUUGGUAG